UACUGGAAGGAUGUGACAAGCAUCUCAGUGAAUUAAAAUCCCCUUUCAUGAAAGAUGACCUCGGUAUACCUGCAGACAUCUCUGAAUCAGCGGUACUGAGCAGCAGACCGUCAGCAAGGGAGUGUGACGGAGUUGGCCCCGGAGACAGCAAGCUCUCUCCAAAUGACAAUGCCUCUGGCAUGGAAAACUGCCUAAUUCAUCCUCAGACCACUUCAAAAUCUCUUCCUUUGGAUUUAGUUUUUCAGAGCACAGAACCUCCAGUAGAGCAGAGGCUGCCUGUCUGGGCUGUACAGGAGCAUGGGAAGGUUGGUGUCCAUGGUAACCUUCCUGUCUGCAUGCAGUUGUCUGCAUCCACAUGGCCUCAAGCUGCAAUGUGGCCCACAUGCAAGUCCUACAGGUUUCAUCACCAGUGCCAGGAACUGCACUCCUGCUCCUCUGACUCGAAAACCCAACACAGCCUGAAGACAAUCGCAGCUUACAACCACCAGGUGGCUGGUGAUGACCUGUGUGCAUCUUUUAUGCUGGGCUGCCUGUUCUGUCAGCUUGAGGACUGUUUGGUUGCCAUGGGAGACGGAUGUCAACUCUGCAUGGGUACCCUGUGCUCAUCGCUGUGCUCUAAAGUGUGUUGCUGUGACCCCUUCUCUCUACAGCCUUUUCUGGAAGAGUGUCCCAGCUGUGACCCAGCCAGCUGCCUCGAUACCCACUGCUGCCUGUGCAGGGGACCCGGUGUGGACAACUCUGUAUGUGAUUUAUGUCUUCAUGCAACUGAAUGUCUGGAUUUAGGCAUGGAGGUGUCUCAGCUCCUUUUCCACUGAAGCCCUGUGUAGUAUGCAUCACAGCAGUCGGUGAAUGACGGAUCGUUAAGUGAAUCUAAUCUUGGGGGGGACGGUGAGAAGCAUACAAGUCCACUAUGGGAAGACCUAUGGGCAUGUUAACAUGUGUAACAGGUACUUAGCCUGUUAACAGCAUCUUCAGUGCGACAGAACUUGAUCUCCUCAGAAACUAACUGAAACUGUUCCCCGUCUUCAUUGCGUAUUUAUUUUAUUCCGGUGAUUUGCCACACUGACGGUCCUUAACUCAUUUAUUUGUGCUACCAGCAGUCUAGGUUUCAAAUAUGAGCUUUUGUAUGUGUAGCAUUAGUGAUAUUGAGCAGCAGGCUAGACAGGAGACAGGAGAGAAUGGGCCCCACAGCAAAAGAGCUUUGUAAGACUUAUUUUACAUGGUUUUAUUCACCUGGCAAUCAUACUAAUUCAUGAGGUAAGCACCAGACAGAGCCCAGGUCUCAAUAUGGGUGUUAUUGAAGACAACGGUUGCAACAAGUGCGUGUGCCAGUCUCACUGAUACAAUAAAUGGUGACCCCUCAUAGCAUCCGUGAAGUCAUUUUUAUGAGCUGCUUUGAGUGAAAGCAUGAACAACCCGUCCCCUGAGAGACAUCAACUCCAUUAGCCGCGGUAAGAGUGUGAGUGCUAAGAGUCUGGAAAGGGCUCUGAGAUGUGGUAGAGAAAAGCAUUAGCACUUAAGCGAUGUAAGGCAGGACGGGGGAAGCACACAUGGCAAGGCAGUUUCCCCUCUCGUCGUCUAAACUUUGUCCUUGAAAUGACAACCAAAAAAUUCAAACAAUCGUCGCCCGCUGCAGCCUGCGUCCACUCAGA
Messenger RNA from Electrophorus electricus (electric eel), 1652 nucleotides. RefSeq lists its product as uncharacterized. The record is from RefSeq and is a predicted model, not a curated record. NCBI's taxonomy places the organism in Eukaryota, Metazoa, Chordata, Actinopteri, Gymnotiformes, Gymnotidae.